Molecule: messenger RNA, 2789 nt
Organism: Linum tenue
Lineage: Eukaryota; Viridiplantae; Streptophyta; Magnoliopsida; Malpighiales; Linaceae
Source: the annotation of a GenBank genome assembly
AUGGGGGAAGCUCCUAUUUCUGAACUACUACAUUAUCCGGAGCGGGAGAUUCUCCGUAGCUACGAGCUGCGUCUCCUUCGUUGCACAUACUGUCCUCCAUCCAUGGAUUCUCUAUUUCAAUGCCAAUCUUCACCGUCCGAUGUUCUUUCUCUUAGCAGCAAGCAACACGAAUCUAUCAAUCAAGUGCUCAGCUAUAUCGAGGACGGCGACUAUCUCCAAGCUCUGUCCCUGGAUGUGGCUACUGAGCUCCUUUCCCUUGGCGUUGCUGAGGAGAAUGAGAAUGACGCCGAUGAUCAGGUUUGCUCCAAGUUGCUGGCACACGUUGAAAGGUUCGUGAUGAGUGGAAUUCGUAGCGACGAUUUUGACGAAAUUGCGUGCAGAGCGAUUUUCGUGUUGUGUAUUGGCGUUGCCGCGCUUUUCUACUUCACUCAAUCCAAUAUUACCGGACCAUUGGAUGAGGUAUCUUCACCGCCUCUGCCAUUCCAAUUUGCUGAAGGUAGCAACAUGAUAGACUGGGAGACGUGGUCACGGAACCAGCUUAUGUCCGAGGGAGCUGACUUGCAUGGGAUGUGCUCUAACCUUCUGUAUAUAGUUUUGGCUAAAAUUUUGGUCAUGAAGACAAAAGAUUUGUUAUGUGAAGGAAGUGUUUCUUCUACAUAUGCGGUCAGAAGCACUUCAUGGUGGCUCUCUAGGCUGUUAUUUACUGAACAGAGAGUUUUAAGCCAGCCGUCUUCUUUACUUUUUGAUCUGUUGCAAGUAUCUGUGAGCGAAACACUAAAUCAUUUUGGCACCGUGGAAAAAGUGUCAAACUAUUGGGGUGCUAACUUACUUGGUGAAGAAGCUUCUACUCUUGUCUCGGUUGCCCACUUGGAGGCUGGAAUUAUACAGCGGCUCUAUGGACUUGUUGAUUCAGCAAGAAAGCAUAUCGGUUCAGCUGAAGCUGCUGCAGGGCUUCAGUUAUCCGUUACUGGAGUUCUUGGAUAUCGUAAUGAUCCUCAAGUAAAACCUACGGCUCAGAGGGUGCUUCUUUUGAACAGAACCUCAUUAAGCAAUGGUGGUGGUGGUUCCUCGGCGAGAUAUAAUCCACUGUCUAAACUUGUUGAAGAUAGUUUGGAUCCACAAAAAACAGACGAGUCUGAAUCGUGUGAUAUACUUAAGAAACCGAUAUUGUUCGAUAAGGGAUGUAAAGUUGGAACCGCGUUGCUGCAAGAUGAGAUAUGUGGUCCUUCUCUUUUAAGUCCAACCCAACAAGCAGUUAUCUUGACCCAUUGCUAUAUGAUUCAGAAAGGCUCUCAGCAUGACGAAUUGACAAAAUGGGAUGUUGCUCCAUUUGUCGAGGCAAUUGAUUCUCAGCCAUCAUCAUUGUUUACUCUAGAAUUUUUUUGUAACCUCUUGCGUGUACGUUGGGAGUCAACUCGUAGCAACACUAAACUUCGCGCAGUAGAGAUGAUGGGAAAGCUGGUCGAGAAUCUUGAAAAGUCUUUUCCUGGAGUGGCACGGAGGAUUCCGUUUUGCUAUGUAGCUAAUUUCCCUACAAUUCCAACUCUAAAAAAGGAAUAUGGUGAACUCCUUUUGAGCUGUGGCUUGGUAGGGGAGGCAAUUAAAAUCUUUGAGGCUUUGCAGUUAUGGGACAAUCUGAUACAGUGCAAAUGCUUACUGGGGCAGAAAACAGCUGCGGUUGAGCUCAUUAAGAUGCGACUCUCUGAAAUGCCUAACGACUCAAGGUUAUGGUGUUCCUUGGGUGAUGUAACAAAUGAUGAUAGCUGCUAUGAAAAGGCUCUUAAGGUUUCCAACUAUAACUCAGCUAGAGCCAUGCGUGCUCUGGCCCGAAGCGCUUACAACAGAGGGGUGUAUGAGCAAUCUAAAACGCUUUGGGAAUCUGCGAUGGCCUUGAAUUCCUUAAAUCCAGAUGGUUGGUUUGCUCUCGGUGCCGCUGCAUUGAAGGUAGCUUUUGCUCUAUGGUUAUUCAAUCAUCAUCUGUUAAGCUGCUCUACUGCAAUUUAUAAAAUAAUUGUUACUUGGCAGGCCGUGGAAGCUCUACAGAGAGUUGCAGAUAUCACUGGUAAAAGAAUCGAUGUAAAGUUAGUGGUGCGGAUCAUGGAAGAAAUGGAAAGAAGAAAUUCAAGUAUCGGUUCAAGGAUACCCUUAUCUAGCUAUGAGAAUGAGCCCACUAGUCAAAGUGGCAACCCUGUUUGUAGCACAGAAGCAGAAGGAAAUGUGAGCGAAACUUUGCUGUUGCUGGAACUGCUGGGGAAAAUUCUACAGAAGAUGGUGAAAAAUGUGAGCAGACCGGAGAUUUGGGGAUUGUAUGCCAGGUGGCAUAAAAUCAAAGGAGAUCCCAUUAUGUGCUCUGAAGCCCUAUUGAAGCAAAUCAGAGGGUAUCAGGGCUCUGAUCUAUGGAAAGAUAGCGAUCGAUUCAAGAAGUUUGCCCAUGCUUCGGUGGAACUAUGCGAAGUGUACAUGGACAUGUCUGCAUCAACAAGUAGCUGUACGAAACUCUCAUCAGCUGAGAUGCACUUGAGUAACACUAUUAGACAGGCAAAGAGCUUCUCGGACACACAAGAAUUUCAGGAUCUUCAAGCUUGUCUGGAUACGGUUAGGGCGAAACUUAAAUCUCGUACCACGUUAGCUCCAUAGUUUUCAGAAUCUUCACAAAACGACUUUCAUCUUGGGAACGAGGCCGAAGAUACGUGCAUGUACAAAAUUGGCUGUAGUUUCCAUCUUCAAGAUUUUGAAGUUCAAUAGUUACUUGUCCACGUCGUUUUUAAUCCAAUGAGCCAUCGACGGGU